CACACCUCAAUCCUGCUUCUGCACAUCUGGAACAAACUUUUUUUUUUUUUUUAAGCUUCCCUGUGUGUUUGUCCUGCUGUUUCUUCUGAGCGCUGAGUGUGUCGGCAUGCUGCUGACCGUGCUGAGCUGGCUCUGCUCCUUCGUGCUGGCGUCUGUCGGCGGGGGAAAGCUGCCCGAGGCCGAGGUGAAGAUAGACGUUUUGCACAGACCUUUCCUCUGUCACCGAAAAUCAAAGUAUGGAGACAUUCUGCUGGUGCAUCAUGAGGGAUACUUUGAGAAUGGGACCAUGUUUCACUCCAGUCGAACCUACGGUGACAAGCAGCCAAUGUGGUUCACGCUGGGCAUCAGAGAAGCGAUCCAAGGCUGGGAUAAAGGCCUGCAGGACAUGUGCUCUGGAGAGAAGAGGAAACUGGUCAUACCUCCAGCCCUAGCCUAUGGGAAAGAAGGGAAAGGUAAGAUCCCGCCUGAAAGUACACUGACCUUUAUCGUCGAGGUGCUUGAGAUCAGAAACGGACCAAGAUCACAUGAGUCCUUCCAGGAGAUGGACCUCAACAAUGAUUGGAGACUCUCCAAGCAUGAGGUCAAGGAAUACCUGAGGAAGGAGUUUGAGCGUCACGGCUACCCUCCCAACGACACUCUACAUGAGAACAUGGCAGAGGACAUCUUUGCCAAAGAGGAUGAGAACAAAGAUGGCUUUAUAUCCUCCAGAGAGUUCACAUACAAACACGAUGAACUUUAAAGUCUCUCCCAGUCCCCCCCACGACGUGCUCACUCAUGGUUCAUGGUGGAAGAUACUUUGGUGCAGAGUUUAUUACGAAGAUUCUCUCAGGUUAGCUGACAUUUUAUAGAAGCUUUGUUGUAAUGUUAUUAAAUUUGGCUGUGAAAUUCCCCUUAAUCAAAAUCUAAUGUUUUUCUUUAUAAAAUGUUCCCAGAUUUAUGCAGCUUAAUGUUUGUGGGUCAGUUUUGAAAUAGGGUUCUUGAUCAGGUUUAUGUUUAAUUGCACUGACUAGACUGCGAGUGUUUAGUUGUGAAAAUGUGAACUUUGGUAUUUUUCAAUUUUUAUUUAGCAAUAAACAUUGCUAAAUAAAAAUUGGGGGGGGGGGGGUGCGUUAGGGUAUAAUUGGCUUUUUUUCAUGAUGGAUUACAUGACUUCUCAUAACAGGAUCAGCAGGUGUAGCUAAUAACAUUCAAGCUCAAUUCCAUUUAAUUGCUCCCAGUAAUUGAGGCUGUGGUACUGGUACACCUAAAAAGAAUCCAGCUAUUAAUAAUGUUAUUAGAGGCAGCUCUGUCUGACAAGUCUGAAUAUCCGUGAGAAAGGUACAGUGCACAUGUAUACAUUAGUGUCAGCACUGAAAGGAUAUUGUUCAUCCCUAUUCCACUGAUUUUUCAAACUUGCAUACACAUAAAGAAAUAUCCAUCCUAUAUAAUAUAUAGGAUGGAUAUUAAAAUUGGUAUUUUUACAUUUCUGCUGACAAAGAAUAAUUCUCUCUAUAUUAAAGGGUCCAGAGAAGAAUAAUGUGAAGGGGACAAGGGGGAUUAAGUGUGCUUGUUAUUUUUCAAAGUGUGCUGGAGGCUGUUUUGAGAUUUUCCCACAGUGCCGACAAGAAUCCAGACCGUCCUGUUUCUACAGCUUUGGGAUUGGCACUGUUCAUGUAAACACGUCGCGACUAAACUCAAUAAGCAAAUGACUGGUCUGAUUUGGUUAUUUUUGUAGAUUUGUUUUCAAUAAAUGUGGUCAAUAAAGUGACUUUCAAC
This is a messenger RNA of Toxotes jaculatrix (banded archerfish), 1755 nucleotides long. RefSeq names its product peptidyl-prolyl cis-trans isomerase FKBP14-like. The record is from RefSeq and is a predicted model, not a curated record. NCBI's taxonomy places the organism in Eukaryota, Metazoa, Chordata, Actinopteri, Toxotidae. Bases 107 to 739 code for a protein of 210 amino acids. Gene Ontology annotation, molecular function: peptidyl-prolyl cis-trans isomerase activity; calcium ion binding. The transcript has 4 exons.